AAAAAGCACGAAAGAAAAACAGAGGAUAGAAACGUAAAUAAAACGAAAGCGAACAAGGGAGCUCAUUCAGUGGCUACGGCUAACACUGGUGUUUUGGGGGGGGGGGGGAAUGUUUAGUAGCUGUAAAAUUAAAUUAUGUUUGCAUAAUGAGAUAAUGUCAGAAUGUUGAUAGUUUAAUUGGAGGAAGCGAAAUAUGUUGCUUUUAGUUUAGGGAUCAGUUUGAGAGGGUUUUACUGAAACUAAAUCUUUUUCGUUCUAAUUCGUGACGAAUCUUUAUUCUACAAUAAAUCUUUAAUGAAUGAGGCAAGAGAAAGAAGCUGCAAAGCGACAAUGAAAUCUUGAAAAUUGAUAAUACCUGAAUAACUACUAGAGCUUUUGCUUGAGGUCGGAGAUCUUCACAUGACUGGAGUAAAACUGGAGUUCAUGAAUUUGAAACGAAAAUUAGUGGAUCUCCAUAGACUAAUGGAUGUCCAAAGAUUCGUGAAUCCUCAAAGAUUUAUUUUUUUUCAAUUCAUUUCAUUUUAAUUUCUUAGCUGGAACUCUAUCAAACAACUUGGUAAUGAAGAAAACUAUGAAUAAUGGUUCGUGAGGGAAAAAACAAAAAAAAAAACAUCAGCUCACAAAUUCCGAAACGAUUUCGAUUAGCGAUGGAACGCCAGAAUUAGGUACGCUCUAAUCACAAGCGAACAAAUCAAAACAUGUUUAAUCUUAACCGUAGUUCGCAGUCGUAACAAUGCGAUGUACAAUUCAAUUCCCAUUCUGCGUGACUUUGAAUGACUGCUACGAAGAAAAAAAAACCCCAAGGCAACACGAUAAGGACAUUGGCAAAUAAGCAAAUAAUCGCAGCUCGGUCUAACGCUGUACGACAUGUACCCAAGACAAUUUAAUAUGACAAAACAGAUUACACCCUAUGGGCGCUUCGCCCUCCUUCUUGAGCGUACUUGGGUGGGCAUCAUAGUCCCUGACUUUUGGGUAGGACCUCCUCUUAGGAUGCUCAAAACCAAAAACAAAAAAAAAACAACAAACGACACACGUCCACGUCCCGAAAUGUCCUUAUUCCUUAACAUCUUGUUUGUGUUCGGUCUAAGGUGAUAUUUUCUUAAUGGAAUCAGUGUUUUUCUUAUGCUUUUGUUCGCCAUCUUUCUGGGCAUCGUUGUAGAGGGAUGGAAAAACUAUUUAAGUCGCACCACUUUCCAACAAGAUCGUCAGUACGGUGGCAAAGAUGCACCUAGUCGGCAGUUACGCGGAAAAUCGGCUCCAAAGCUAGAUUUUCGCUUUAUACUUCAAGUUUUCGGGUCCUUACACAGAGAAGGAACGCAUCGUGCUGGGUGGUGUAAAUAUUGGAAAUAUCCAAAUUAAGACAAAUUAAGUCGUGAAAAGUGCCGCCGUGUAAACGAUAUCCGGAGCGUAAAUUUCGGCUCAGCUUCAACAAAACAAACGGAGCAAACAUCUCCGCAUCUGGCAAGCGACAAAUCCGGGAAACCAUUUUUGGCAAAGUAAAGUGUCGCCGGAAUAUGGCACAGAAACGGCCACGAAUCUCGGUGGGCGUAAUGGCAGUUUGUUGCGGCGUACUGUCCCUAUCGGUUGUGGCGCGUGAAUCUGCCUCCCACAGUGAUGCCGGAGCAAGCGCACGAAAGUAUGUCGCGGUGCAUCAUCAUCCGGUGCAUCCGGGAACAUUUUCAUCUCCGGUCGAUGCACCGGACACGCUGGGUAUGGCAGGCACGACAACACCACUAACGCCCGAUCCGAAAGCGAUCGAAAAUGAACGUCAUCGACAAACGAGAGACACAAUUCAAAUCAUUCGACCAACUUCAACGAACGAAGAAUCCAUCAGCACCGGUACAACGGCGAAGCAAAUAAGACUCCGACGGAUGGAACCAAACAUCCGUAACCUUCCUUCGCCGCUUGUCUUUAUGCCUGCCCGUGGUCGUCGGUUUGGUGGCUUCGAAAUUCCGACCGAAAAGCGACAGAUCACCAUCGAGCAGAUGCUUGAGAAGGGUGACUACUUCGUCCCGAACAGAGGCAAAAAGGCACCGACGCCGACGGGCGAACUGAUCAAGAAGGGCAAGUUCGACGUACUGCUGGGUGGGACGCCCGAUGAGUACUUCUUCCCGAACCGAGGCAAAAAGCAGUACUGGCUGACGUACGACUCCUCGGUCAGCAAUGGAAGACCCAUGGCCGCUCGGGCCGUUACACCGUUUGAUGGCAAACAGAAUAGCUACACCCUGUCGAACGUCCAACAACUUCAACAGCCCCUAGCGAGUCGUUUGCGCCGAAAUUUGCUGGAAAAUCUUGCCAACGAGCACAAGGAUACGUUCUUUUCGUCGCGUGGCAAAAGGCUUCUACCGCUGACGGAGGAAUUGAUGCUCGUGCCUGGUAAUACGCUAACCGACGAGCAGCCGGGCGAGCUUGGUCCGGAAGGUUUGUCGGGUGAAAUGAUGCCGGAGUUUUCCAGCCAGCCGAACGAUCUCGAUGCAUUACUGUGGAAUCAGGAUCUGUUGCUUUCGCUGGAUCAACCCGUAAGCUAAGAACCAGUAAACAUCAGCACAUCGGAAUUCACGUUUUUCUCUGACACCGGCCACACAGAACCAGUGGAUUCGUAGUAGGGAGAUGCAUUCAUGUUUCUAUCGUAUGUUUUGUAUGUGUUUUCCAUGAAUUUCUCAAUACGAUAUUCAAACGCAUCGUAGUACGUUUUUUUUAAAUACGCAAUUAGGAGCGUUAUACUUUGCUCAACUAAAGCUGGUGACAUUCCUAUAAGCAAAUGCAAAGUAUGCAAAAGACAACAACACAAAAAUACAAAAAAAAGAAACAAACAAACAAUUUAAUAAUAAUUUGUUACAAAAAAAGAAACGAAUAAAUUGCGUAACAAACGCAUCAAAAGUGAAAGAAAAGCAAAGAAAUUGAGAUAAAACAAGUAAUGCAUCAUAAAUCACGGACCGUUAUGCUAAUAUUAAGCGGAAAAGUAAAACUUCCUUUUCUGAAAUAAAUGCACAUGACACUAAUAGCAUUAUUCAUUAUGUUUAAUAUUUUUUAACGGCCUACAGGGGGAAUAGAGUUUAAAUUUUUAUUACACUUACAGUGACUCAAACCUCAAAUCCGAACAUCUACAUAUUGACACCGACAAAAGGUAACGAUUGUCGGUCGUUGGAGCAAAUGUCGCCAAUUAGUGCCGAAUUAGUGUUUGAUGCACUGUAAAUACAGUGGAGAGCCGAUUAUCCGGGUUCCUUUUAUCCGGCUAUCCCAUUAUCCGUGCAGCUCGGAAAUGACAGUUCCAAAGGCGAAUUGACAUAUUAACUGCAAACCGGUAAUGGCAAGAAAUAAAAGGCUCAAAAAGAAAUGAUACAAUUGGCUCAAGUUCGACCAAAUAGAGCAGAUUUUUUUUUAAAUGCACCUAAAACUAUUACACAUUAUACUUUAGAAAAAAAAUCCACCUAUUACACACUAAACACUAAUAUUUAUCAAUAAAAAGAGUUGUGACUAUUAUCCGUGAUAUUCGCUUAUCCGGCAAGGACUGAGUCCCGAUGAGCACGGAUAAUCGGUGUUCCACUGUACAUCUUCAACAAAAUGAAGCUAAAAAACCUUCUCUAUCUAUGACAAAAAGAUUAUUAAAUUAUUAAAAGAUCAAUUGGAGAAACAUUUUAAUAAACACAAGAAAAUGUCUACCUUAGUACGGACCCAUUAAAAUUCUUACAGAACUAUUAAAGUUCAAAGAAGUUCCAUCUCUUGAUGACUCAAGAACAUUUUUAAACAUCAUUAUCCAGUUUACAAUGGGGACAAUCCAUCGAUCCGUUUUUACAGCACGAUUUACACUACGAUGUAUGAUUCAUUGACGUUCCGGCUGCCUUUCUUACUAUUUAUCCACACACUGUUGCGACAUUGUGACAACACUUCAUCGAUAACAGAACCGUUGCGGACGAGCGAUUAAAAGGUGAUUAUUGCAUUCCCGCGGUUUACAUGUGUUAAUAAAGCAACAAUAGUGUAAUUGCUUGCAACUUCGCUAACACGAACGCGUUCCCACAUGCCGCCACACAAGUGUCGCACUUUAAGAUAAAGCGUCUUGCGCGUAGGGAAGAUUGCAAAAGUGGCCCAUUAAACCGCAGAUGGCACUGAUUAAAAGCAAAUGCACCCAUUGCCAUGUAUGUAUUUUUGUCCAAAAAUGAAACCAAUUAUCAGUAGAGCCAAUGGUUUAACAGCGGCAAACUAAACAGCUUGGCAACUCGGCAAACAUUGCCAGGGAUAAAAGAAGAAUCGCAUAUAUUUUAGCAAUCAGUAGUUAACAAAGGUUUACUUUCUACUUUUGGGAGGAGGAAAUCAAAUAUUUAACUUCACAAUUCACACAUUAAUGCUCUACAGAAAAUUAUUCAUAUUGCUAAAAGCAGUAAGCUUCUUUAAACGGACACGCAAAUUAAUCAUACUGUGACCAAAAAACCAAAGAUAAGGUUUAGGCUAUUCUUGGAUGAUGAUGAUUGUU
Messenger RNA from Anopheles funestus (African malaria mosquito), 4471 nucleotides. RefSeq lists its product as uncharacterized. The coding region runs from base 1515 to 2528 and encodes 337 amino acids. NCBI's taxonomy places the organism in Eukaryota, Metazoa, Arthropoda, Insecta, Diptera, Culicidae. The transcript is spliced from 2 exons. The record is from RefSeq and is a predicted model, not a curated record.